Molecule: messenger RNA, 1234 nt
Organism: Cricetulus griseus (Chinese hamster)
Lineage: Eukaryota; Metazoa; Chordata; Mammalia; Rodentia; Cricetidae
Source: RefSeq, a predicted model, not a curated record
AUGUGGCUCUACCUGGUGGCUCUAGUGGGCCUGUGGACCCUCCUGCGCUGGUACCGUGAGAGGCAGGUGGUGAGCCAUCUCCAAGACAAGUAUGUCUUCAUCACGGGCUGUGACUCGGGCUUUGGGAACCUGCUGGCCAGACAGCUGGACAGGAGAGGCAUGAGGGUGCUGGCUGCAUGUCUGACGGAGAAGGGGGCCGAGGAGCUGAAGAGCAAGACAUCAGACAGGCUGGAGACAGUGAUCCUUGAUGUCACCAAGACAGAGAGUAUUGUGGCAGCCACUCAGUGGACGAAGGAACGAGUUGGGAACAGAGGACUCUGGGGUUUGGUUAACAAUGCAGCUGUUCCCCCAGCACUUUCCUACCUCGAGUGGUUGCAACCUGAGGACUCCAUGGCUGUCUUUCAAGUGAAUUUCAUUGGUUUGGCCCAGGUGACUCUGAGCAUGCUUCCCUUGGUGAAGAAGGCUCGGGGCAGGAUUGUCAAUAUCUCCAGUGUUUUGGGGAGACUCGCUUUUUCUGGAGGAUUCUACAGUUGUUCCAAGUAUGGAGUUGAAGCAUUUUCAGAUAUACUAAGGCGUGAGAUUCAAGGUUUUGGGGUGAAAGUCAGCAUUAUUGAACCUGGGAACUUUAAAACCAGGAUGACAGACAUAGAGCUAAACAUUGAAAGAAUCAAGAAAAACUGGGAAGCAGCACCUGAGCACGUCAAGGAAUCCUACGGACAGCAGUUCUUCGACCAUUUUUGCAGAGUCACCAAAGAAAACUUGAUGAAGCGCUCUACCGACCUGAGCCUCGUCACCAACUGCAUGGAGCACGCGCUGACCUCUGCAUAUCCACGCACCCGAUACCCUGCUGGCUGGGAUGCCUGGCUUCUCAUUAUCCCUCUAUCUUAUUUGCCUACGUCACUGGUGGACUACAUACUGACCAGAUCUCGGCCCAAGCCAGCUCAGGCAGUCUGAAGACUCUUGGGAUGAAGGGAUCAUUUGUGUCUCGGUGAUUGUUCCUUUGAACCCAAGCUAUCUGCGCCGAUAAGCUUUCUUGCAUCAACCAUCUAUCUGGUCUCUCUUUUCCUUUCCUCUCCACCCCCACAGACACUGGGUCUCACUCUUUAACCCUGGCUGGCCUCGAACUCAGAGAUCUGCCUGCCUCACUCUUAGCCAAGAUGUUCACACUAUAGGUAUAUCAAAUUUACUACUAUUUUAAUCAUUUUCACCCCGAGAAUAUUAACAUAUGUGUCGU